Rhipicephalus sanguineus (brown dog tick) is the source of this 1488-nucleotide messenger RNA. RefSeq names its product lysosomal Pro-X carboxypeptidase. Lineage: Eukaryota; Metazoa; Arthropoda; Arachnida; Ixodida; Ixodidae. The record is from RefSeq and is a predicted model, not a curated record. Bases 30 to 1487 code for a protein of 485 amino acids. Gene Ontology annotation, molecular function: serine-type exopeptidase activity; dipeptidyl-peptidase activity. The transcript has 9 exons. Gene Ontology annotation, biological process: proteolysis.
CACUGCGGGCACGGGAGUAGAGUCCGGAGAUGAACCCUGUGUGGACUGGCAGCGUGCUGAUAGUCACGAUUGUCGUCGUCGGCACUGCGGCGAAGGCUGGACCGUACAAGGAGCACGUCUUUAGAACAAAGGUUGAUCAUUUCGGCUUCCAUAACAAUGAUACAUUCGAAAUGCGCUACGCCGUCGCCGAUCAGUUCUGGGACAGCAAGAGUGGACCAAUAUUCUUCUACGCUGGGAACGAGUUCUUCAUGGAGAGCUUCAUUGAAAACACGGGCCUCAUGUGGGAAUGGGCGCCCGAGAUGAAAGCGCUGAUCAUAUUCACUGAACACCGGUUUUACGGCAAGUCGAUGCCCUUCGGUCAAGAAUCACUAAAGGGGCUUCCUUAUCUGGGCUAUCUGACGGCAGAGCAAGCUCUGGCCGACUACGCCGAUUUGCUCAUCCACAUCAAGGGCACGCUCCCAGGAGCAGCAAACUGUCCUGUAGUGGCGUUCGGCGGCUCGUACGGGGGAAUGCUCGCCGCUUGGAUGCGAAUGAAAUACCCUCACCUUGUCACGGCUGCGCUUUCGAGCAGCGCGCCCCUCCUCAUGUUUCCGGGACUCUCCCCGUGCUCUGCUUUCAAUCGAGCCAUCACGUACGCCUUCGAACAAGAAGGACCGCUCUGCACCGAGGCAGUCCGAAAGUCGUGGGCCAUUAUUGAAUCGAAGUUCAAUUCAGAAGAAUCGGUCAAUGCUUUGCGCAACAAGUUCAAGCUGUGCCAAGAGCUUCGCUCCCCCGACCACGUCAGGCUACGAGACUGGCUGCACGACGUUUACAUGGUGCUGGCCAUGCUGAACUAUGUAGACGCUUCGACCCUUCUGACCUCUCUUCCUGCUCAUCCUGUCAGGGUAUCCUGCAAGUUCCUUCAAAGAGGCUUCACUAGCGACGAAGCCAUCGUGGACGCCGUCGCCCAGACGGUCAACCUGUACUUCAAUGGCACGGGGACACGUAGCUGCAAUGACCUCGACAUCUUUGACCUGCAGAAGUCCUGGAGAUUUCAGGAGUGUACCGAACUGACAAUGCCGACCUGUAGCGACGGCGUCACAGACAUGUUCUACUCUCGCGUUUGGAACAGCACGGAGUUCGCCCGGAAAUGCGAGAGAAAAUUCGGCGUUCGGCCCGACUUCUACCGCGGCGUUAUGUCUUUCGGCGGGAAGAACGUUGGAGCGGCGUCUAACAUUGUGUUCAGUCAUGGAGACUUGGAUCCGUGGUCCUCCGUGGGCAUCCGGGUUUCUCCGUCCGACGACCUGCCGGUGAUCACGAUCUCGGGCGGCGCUCACCACAGCGACCUCAGGUUCUCGACGGACAGUGACCCGACAUCUCUGAGGGUUUCUCGGCAGCUGGAGAAGGCGCACGUGCUCCGGUGGCUUGAGAAGGCGGCGAUCUCCGAGGCCAAGGAUCGAAUCUCCAGCGCUCUGCAUGGGCACUCACUGUUCAAGCACUUCUUUUGAA